This is a messenger RNA of Mesorhabditis belari, 846 nucleotides long. The record is from the annotation of a GenBank genome assembly. NCBI's taxonomy places the organism in Eukaryota, Metazoa, Nematoda, Chromadorea, Rhabditida, Rhabditidae.
AUGAUUUCUUUUUGUCUUUUUGCCAGCUUUCUUGUUUUAUCAAGUCAAGGAGAUGAUUCAAUCAAAUCAGCAGAUUCACCAACAGUCCCGCAAAUCCCGAUCCGACCAGCUCAAGAUCAGCCAGGUUCGAAUUUCCAUGAGGCGGGCAUCUUUUUUUGUCAAAUUCCAAAGAACGGAGCUACAAUUAUGCAAAUUAUUCUGUGCGAUCUUUUUCGAUAUUAUAAAGGGAUUCCAUUCAAAGUGGAAUAUGGACAGGGAAAGCAAUCGAGCAAUUGUCAAGCGGAAGGCUGGUACAAGAAGUUGAGUGGGAUUCGAAGUCAAAACAAUACAUGGGAACCGAAUCAAGAAGACACGCUGAUUGCCGUCAUUCGUCACCCGCUUAAGCGCUUUCUUUCGCUCUAUAGAUACCUAUGCGAGCAACUCCAAAUGUGCGGCUCGGCAAAUAUUCACGAAUUCACAAAAGAUGUCUACACUUUGCUCACGACGAGAUCGAUUCAUGGCACUCAUUUCAAAGAUUCUGAUCAAAAAAUCGUUGAAUACCAUGCACAGCCCCAAACCUGGUUCUGCAUUUUGUCUCACAACAGUCAGAAGUUUCAUUUAAUCCGCAAUGAAGGAGAUCGACUGGCAAUGCACAGUGAACUGAAAACAGCUUUUGAAGAGGCUAAAGUGCCGAAGUUCUAUUCUGAUCAGGUCUUGUUCCAUGUUGUCUACUCCGAUACAGCACAUGCGAAUAAAGAUAAAGAUCGGACAAAACAGUUGGAAACUUCAUUUACACAAAAUCCUUUGUCAAUGACCUAUUUCAACGCGAUCUACUACAAAGAUUUUGAGCUUUUCGGUUAUCAGAAG